Molecule: messenger RNA, 3189 nt
Organism: Ictalurus punctatus (channel catfish)
Lineage: Eukaryota; Metazoa; Chordata; Actinopteri; Siluriformes; Ictaluridae
Product: cell surface glycoprotein 1
Exons: 2
Coding region: 170-2476 (768 amino acids)
Source: RefSeq, a predicted model, not a curated record
GGGUCAGCACUGUACAGCCACAUGUCUCACACAGUUGCAAGGCUUUAAGAGGACGAGGCUCAGAGAAAGGGGAGCUCAGAGAGAGAAAGGGGGAGAGCAUCUGUGUUCACUUCAUUAUCAUCUUCCUCACUCAUUUGGAUUACUGAGGGUCUGAUAGACAGGUCACAUUAUGGGAGGAAAGCUGAGCAAGAAGAAGAAGGGAUACGAUGUCAGUGACCCUAAAGAGAAAAAGGAGGAGAGUGCUGUGGUAGCUACAGCUUCAAAAGAGCAGAAAGCUGAAGCUCCUGAAGCAAACCAGAAUGGAGCUGUGGAGAUCAAAGCAGAGCAAGUGGCCCAAAGUGAUGCAGCUCCUCCUGAACCUCCAUCGGAAGCUCCAGCCGAGCAGACUGCCUCACCAAACGAGGAAGAAGUGAAGGAAAAGCCUGUGGAAGCUGCUUCUGCUCUGCAGAAACUAGCACCUGCCCCAGAAGAGUGUGUACCUGCAAAAGAGGAGCCCACAUCAACUUCAGAAAAAACAGCAGCUGACCCAGAGGAACCUGCACCUGCCUCAGAAGAAAAGGUAGCUGCCCCUGGGGAACCUGCACUUGCCCCAGAGGAACCUACACCUGCCUCAGAACUGGCAGCUGCCACAAAGGACCCUGCACCUGCCUCAGAAAAACCACUAGCUAGUCCUGUGGAACCUGCACCUGUCCCUGAAGAACCAACAACUGCCCCAGUGGAACCGGCAUCUGUCUCUAAAGAACCACUAGCUAACCCUGUGGAAUCUGCUCCUGCCUCAGAAGAACCAACAGCAGCCCAAGUGAAACCUGCCCCUGUGGAAUCUGCUCCUGGCUCUGAAGAACCAACAGCAGCCCCAGUGGAACCGGCAUCUGUCUCUAAAGAACCACUAGCUGCCCCUGUGGAAUCUGCUCCUGCCUCUGAAGAACCAACAGCAGCCCAGGUGGAACCUGCCCCUGUCUCUAAAGAACCACUAGCUGCCCUUGUGGAAUCUGCUCCUGCUUCUGAUGAACCAGUAGCUGUCCCUGUGAAACCUGUACCUGUGUCUGAAGAACCAAUAGCUGCCCCAGAGGAACCUACACCUGCCUUAGAAGAACCAGCAGCACCCCCAGAGGAACCAGCAACAAAUGAAUCAGUUGUUGCCCCAGUGCAAGCUGCUCUAGAGGAACUACCAAUACCUGAAGAGACUGUUUCUGCCCUGAUGGAUGCUGCAGCUCCCUCAGAUGAACUAGAGGAACCAGUUGAAGCUGUUUCUUCCCCUGUACAGUCUGGUGCUGCACCAGAGGAACCUGCCCCUGCCCCUGCCCCUGCCCCAGUAGAGACUGUUGCUGCCCUGGUGGAGCCUACAGCAGAGCAAACAUCAGCUGUACAAGAAGAGACUGUUUCUGCCCCAUUAGGGGCUGAAGCUGCAUCCAGCAAACCAGCAGCUGCCCCAGAACAACCAUCAGUGCCAGUAGAAACUGCUUCUGUCCCACAGGAACCUGUACCAGAGGAUCCUGCCCCACAGGAACAAGCUGUUGCACCUGAGGAAACACCAGCUACACUAGAGGUUGUUUCUUCCCCAGUAGAUGCUGUAGCUGUCUCUGAGGAACCCAUAGCUGCCCCAGUGGAGGCUGUUCCUACCUCACUAGAACCAUUACCUGCACCAGAGGAGGGUAUAGUUCUCUCAGAGGUGGCUGUAAGUGCUCCAGAGGAACCUACAGAUCCAUCACAACAAGAAGCUCUUGAGGAUACAUCAGUUUGUCCAGUGGAGCCUGUAGCUGCCCCAGAGCAGGUUAGAAUUACACCAGAUGAGCCUGUAGCUUCCCCAGAACACUUUGGAACUACCCCAGAUCAGCUUGUAGCUACACCAGAAGAACCUGAAGCUGCUGAAGUGGAGCUUGCAGCAGAACAAGUAGUACAGGAAGCUGUCCAGGAGGUUUUAAAUGCUAUGGAAAUUUCUCAAGUACCAGCUGUGAUUACAGAACCUUCAGAAAUUUUGGAACUAGAAGCAAAACCAGAGGUUUCUGAACCCCUUCCUGAGUCCGAACCAGUUCCAGUAGCACCUUCUGCUUCAGAACCAAAAGCUAAAUAUAAAUCUGUUGCAGAUGCUGAGGAACACAUUCCUGAGAUUGUAAUUUCAGAAUCCAUCUCUGCCAAUGAGAUCUUACCUGCAGAAUCUUGCAGGGUUAUGGAGGACAAGCUGGAAAAUGGAGAAUGUGAAAGCACUGGAUCAGAAGAAGAACCUUCACCAGCUGUACCUAAAGAAAAUGGAGUGUGUCAGGAGCAGGUGAUGGGAGAAGCUCCUGUAGAUGCUCCACUACAUGGUCCAGUAGAUGCUCUGGUAGCUGAGCUUCAUGAAAAGGAGUGUGUGAACGGCGUGGUGGCUGAACAGGAACUUAACUGUGAAUUGAAAAAGGACUUAAACAUGGCCGGUGAUGUUGGAGACAUGGUGGAGUGUCUCAGUGCCGCGGUGAGCCAGGCUGUAGAUACGGCAUGAACAAACCCACCAACCCUUCACAUGUGAAUUCCAUCCUGAAGAUUAACACUAAAGUCCUCCAUCAAAGCAGCUUCCUGAAAUAUAAAUGUCCAAAUUGCCUUCACAGUGACUCAGGUGCAGGAACAGGGAGUUUAUAACCACUGAAGAACAAGAGAUGAAGAAUAGAGAGAAUUACUGAGAAUCAAGAAGGAGAAGAAGAAGAUGUAUUUCGCUAUGUUGUGUUUGGUGCUGGCGAGUUUUAACUGCCUGAGCUGGUUAAAUAGAAAAAACAGGAAAAUGUGAAUGCUGGUUAAUCAAACAAAAAAAUCCACACUGGACAUUAACCUUUCAAAAAAAACAACAAUUAAAAAUGAAUAAUUCUUGUGUUUGCUUGUGAGUCUGAUGAAAAUGAAAGUGGUUUUUGGAUUAGCAUUUAAAUAUACAUAAUCAAAUUUAGACUUUGACAUAUCCUUUUCUUAUCCACGUAACAAAGUAAUGAAGUUGUAAGUUUUAAACGUUUAGAGCCGAAACAGUGAGGAAUUUUCAUUUUAACUUUGAUAGCUUGCCUUAGAAUAUAAAGCAAAAAAAAAAAUGAUAUGUUAAACUUGGAUCUUUAAUUUCUAUUUCUAAUUAUUCUGGGGAAUGCCUGAGACUAAACCAGUCUGUUUCUGUCAUAUUUAAAUGUGUAUUUGAAAUAAACUCCUGACCACCCGGGGGCAGAAAUAAAAUAAAAA